AUGCUCUCUUCACAGACCCAACAAAUUUCAACAAAACAGCUUCGUCUGGCAGCACUUAGUGUCCAUUACCUGUCUACCACAUUCUUGGACGAAGUACUGGAUACACCGGGCCUGACCAGGGACUCGAAUCUCUAUCAAAUUGAAAACUUGGAUCGGGAAGAACCAGGAGUGAUUCGCCGCAAGGGGGUAGACGUAGUUUGUCCCAUAGAUGGCAAACAAGGCGCUGCGUAUGUUCACUGUGUCGGUGGAGAGGAUACUGUUGGAACUGCCAAAAUAAUGCUGAGUUACACUUGGGCAUACUCGAUAGGAGACAUCAUAGAUACCUUGGUUGAUUUCUGUGAUUCCAGCGGUCGAGAUCCAAAGAGGACCUAUGUUUGGAUCUGCUGCCUGUCCAUCAACCAACAUCGGGUGUGGGAGCAGAAACAGAGUAAGCGAUCCGGCAUGGCGACUGCCUCCAGUCAAGUGGACUUUUUUACUGAGUUUGGAAGUCGUGUCGUAUCCAUUGGCCACGUCUUGUGUAUGAUGGUUCCCUGGAACAAUCCAAUCUACUUGAAGCGUAUCUGGUCUGUGUUUGAACUCUUUCAAGCCAACAAACACAAAUGUGAAACCACAAUCGUCAUGCCACCGGCAGAGAAAGCAGCAUUUGAGCAGGAAUUGUUUGGAGAAAAUGGGAACGGAAUCGACUCGCUUUAUGAUGCUCUGUCCCAUACCAAAAUUGAACAAGCUCAAGCCUCUGUGGAAGCAGACAGGGUGGCGAUACUGGAAAUGGUACGGAAGGAUCCGGGCUAUGCUGCAUUGAACCACAAGGUGAAUGAUUUACUUCGAAACUGGGUUCGUGAUGUGAUCUCUAGUCUAACUAAGGGCGUCGAUAUUACAUCUGUUGAGGACUCGAUCGUCCUUGCCCGAAAAUGCAACAAGGCUGGAGAAGUGCUCAACCAGUACGGUCAUCACCAAGCUGCUAUGGAAGAGCACCAGGCGGCAUUGGCCAUGCUAGAACCUCUAGUCGGCAAACAGCAUCAAGACAUUGCCAUUUCAUAUCAUGGCAUUGGCCGUUCUCUGUUGGAGACAGGCGAGUACUGGGAAGCAGAAACGAUCUUUCACCGUGCACUAUCCAUUCAAGAAUCCAUACUGGGUACGGGUCAUUUUGACUGCGCCAAAACACGGCAAGAUAUUGGUAGGGUGUAUAAGAAGCAAGGAAAAUAUGGUGAGGCCUUGGUAGAACUAAGAAAUGCUCUCGCUAUACACGAAGAGCUGACAGGGGAAGCAACUCUCGAAAGAGCAACUGUACUAGGCCAAAUUGGGUACGUUUUGCACGACAAAGGCGAUUACGACGGAGCUCUUGUUGAGUACAAGAAAUCUCUUGCAAUUUGCAAAGAGGUCGGGGGCCAACAUCAUCCCGAAUGUGCCCGGUGCCAUCAUAGUCUCGGUGAUGUCUACCAGAGCAAGGGGUCGUUUGAUUCAGCCCUUUCGGAAUAUCGGGAGGCGCUCUCCAUUCGGCAAGUCAUAUUUGGUUCCGAGCACGACGCAGUUUCGAGCACUCUAAACUCUGUCGCAGGUGCUCUCCAAAACAAGGGUGACUUUGAUGAGGCACUGAAAACCUACAAAAAUGCGUUGCUGAUCCGCGAAAAGGCCCUGGGAGAGCAUCACCCGGAUACCGCAAAGCUCCAUCACAACAUAGGGGCUAUGCUCCACAAAAAAGGAUUGCACCAGGAAGCUCUGAAGGAAUACAAACGUGCGCUAGCUGUGAAGAAAGAAUUCUAUGGCGGCUGCCAUCCUGAAGUUGCUAAUUCCAUCAACAGCAUUGGUGUGGCGUUGCAAGACCAGCAAGACUUCACAGGAGCUUUACAGGAGUAUCGUAAAGCCCUCUCCAUCCGAGAAAAGAUCCUCGGAACUUCGCACCCAAGCACGGCGGGUUCCUAUCAGAACAUUGGAGUAGUCCUGUACAUCAAAGGCAACUUUGAUGGCGCGCUUGCUGAGUAUAGAAAGGCACUUGCGAUUCGAGAAUCGAUCCUUGGCCCAUCCCACCCGGACACCGUUUCUCUUUACGUCAACUUGGGCGCUCUAGGGAAACAAAGAGGUAAUUUGGAUGAAGCUAUGACAUACUACGAGAAAGCUCUACAGGCGAGUGAAUCCAUCUCAGAUCCUGAUACUGCCAAAUUGUAUAAGAACCUUGGAGUGCUACACAAAGAAAAGGGCGACCUUGACACUGCCCUGAUGAAAUUGCGCAAAGCACUCGCUUUGUUCCAAAAUGCUUACGGAGAAGAGAAUCCUGACACAGCCAUGGCGCACUACUUGAUUGCGUCGGCGCUUGAACAGAGGAAUGAUCUCCAAGGAGCCAUGAUAGAGUUCGAGCAUGCAUUACUGAUUCGCGUACGAAUUCUAGGCAGAAACAACCCGCUCACGUUGGAUACGCGACGGCAAAUCAAUGACCUGCGGCUGCGCCUCCCAGGGUGA
Molecule: messenger RNA, 2454 nt
Organism: Seminavis robusta
Lineage: Eukaryota; Bacillariophyta; Bacillariophyceae; Naviculales; Naviculaceae
Source: the annotation of a GenBank genome assembly